GCUGUCGGAGGCUCGCGGAGCAGCAGCGGCACCGCCACCGCCACACGGACAGCAGCGCAGCGCUACCAUGGCAACGCGCCGGGGCCCGCACUCCGCCUCAGCCUCAGCCUCCGCCGCCCUGACCGCCGCCCUGUGCGCUCUCCUGGCGCUCAGCGGCCCCCGCACGGCCCUCGCGCAGAGCGCUGGGUUUGUCAAGUCACCUUUGUCAGAAACUAAGCUGACAGGAGACACCUUCGAGCUGUACUGUGAUGUGGUAGGGAGCCCCACACCGGAGAUCCAGUGGUGGUACGCUGAGGUGAACAGGCCCGACUCGUUUAAACAACUGUGGAACAACGCUCGGAAGCAGCGGGUUUCGAUAAACACCGCUUACGGCAGCAAUGGAGUGAGUGUGCUGCGUAUCACCAGGUUGGGCCUGGAAGAUACAGGUACUUACGAGUGUAGGGCAAGCAACGACCCCAGAAGGAAUGACCUCCGGAAAAAUCCAGCCAUUGCCUGGAUACGAGCUCAGGCCACUGUUGUCGUCCUACCAAAACCACGGAUCAAUCCAUCUGAGGAAGUUAUUUUACCAACUUCGAAUCCUAUCGUCGUCUUCUUGCAUUGCAACCUGACAUCUGCACCAAACCCCACUAGUGGCAGUUAUUGGAUGAAAAAUGGGGAAGAGAUUUCUGGAACCAGAAAUGUAUCAGCCUCAAACAUCACCGAGUACAAGAUUUCCAAAGCUCGAGCUGAUGUUGCUGGGGAGUAUCUGUGUGUGUUCACCUUUCAAACGUCCCCCUCAGCCAAUGCCUCGAUCGAAAUCAAAGCGGCUCCUGACAUAAUUGGUCACAAGAGGAGCGAGAAUAAGAACGAAGGCCAAAUUGCUCUUCUUUACUGUAAAUCGGUGGGAUACCCUCACCCUGUGUGGACCUGGCGUAAGAAGGUGAAAGGAGAAUUUGCGGAACUGAAUAAUUCUACUGGCCGUUUUUACAUCAACAAUAAAGACAACUACACAGAGCUUGUCAUUGAGGACCUUCAGCUCAAUGAAGAUCCUGGUGAAUAUAUGUGUAACGCCACCAACCAUAUUGGAUCCCAGUCCUUCGUCACUAUCCUACGUGUACGCAGUAAUCUCGCACCCCUCUGGCCAUUUCUGGGGGUUGUGGCAGAAAUCAUCCUGCUGACUGUCAUCAUUGUUGUGUAUGAAAAGCGAAAGAGACCUGAUGAGGUUCCCGACGAUGAUGAGCCAGUUUCUGGACCAAUGAAAACCAAUUCUACAAACAAUCACAAGGAUAAGAACUUGCGCCACAGGAACACUAACUAAAUCAUGGUUGGCUAGAAUAAUUUUGGAUUUCUGAAGAUGUAAUUUUCAGAUCAUAUGGGAUUAUCAAGAACUCCCAAAAGGUCGUGUUGGGUGAAUGGGCCAGGUCUAAUUUUCUGUUUGAUUAAAGCAGGAAUAAAAUGACUGUGUGAAGCAUGUUUUGCCUUAUUCAAUCUCUACUGGAUGAAGUAUUAAGAAGAUUGCUUUGCGAGUUUAAUUAUGGAAAUUUCAGUUUGAUAGGGUGUAUUUGGGUGCUUAAUGUGCUGUUGAUGUUGCUUAAUUUGUCCCCCAACACCCCCCCAACCCCCUUCUACAAAUCAUGCAUGCAGUGUUUGUUAUUCCUGGUAAAACAGUAUUCAAUAUGAAAUUGUUGAUCAUUGUGCAGCACUGCCUCCUAGUGUUCAAUUCAUACCUCUUUCCAUUCUGUCAACUGCUUGUUAAAAAGACCUAUAACUCAGCAUUUGUUUUCAUUUAGUAUAUAUUUUGCAGAAUAUAGUGUGGUUUAAAUCAGAAUAUAAUUACAUAUAUCCUAUUGCACUGAUGUUAGAAACUAAAGCUAAAAUAUCUAGCUCUUCCACCAACCUCCAUUUUGUAAAGGCAUUCCAGAAGUCACAUUUCUACAUUAUUUAUGGCAUGGCAGUAUCCUAUGCAAGCUAGAAAGAGCAAUUUCUUGUUGGUUUCUUGAGGAAAUUUUUAUCACUGGAUAAGAAAUUUGCACUUACUUUUGUUUUUAGUCACUUACUUUAAAGCUAUAAGAUCGUGUGGUUGGUUUAUUUCAGAAAAUCAUGUAGAUGCAUGAGGUUGCAAAUUUCUAUGUAUGGCUGCAGUACAGUAACUGAACUCAGCUCUAAUCCAUCCAUAGUUUGUAAACUCACUGUGAUUUUUAAGAAUAAAACGCACCAGUUAACUUCA
Callorhinchus milii (elephant shark) is the source of this 2206-nucleotide messenger RNA. It is a transcript of the gene nptnb, whose product is annotated as neuroplastin b. NCBI's taxonomy places the organism in Eukaryota, Metazoa, Chordata, Chondrichthyes, Chimaeriformes, Callorhinchidae. The transcript has 9 exons. The record is from RefSeq and is a predicted model, not a curated record. Gene Ontology annotation, molecular function: cell-cell adhesion mediator activity. Gene Ontology annotation, cellular component: plasma membrane; axon. The coding region runs from base 68 to 1297 and encodes 409 amino acids. Gene Ontology annotation, biological process: homophilic cell-cell adhesion; dendrite self-avoidance; axon guidance.